AGUCUGUGUUUUUGUAAAAAUAUUCUGUGUAAAGUUGUCAAUCCAAAUUAACCUUAAAACUCAAAAAAACAACCUAAAAAAUGUUCACGACGAAAAUAUUCAUAAAAAAAAAUAAAAUUGGAAAUUUCCUCAAGAAUGUCAGGGAACAUUAUAUCCGAGAUGAUAUAUCUUGUGGAUUUCUUACAUGUGAAAAUUGCCUCCCGGUUCCGACAAAUCUCAGUAAUUCUCAUAUAAAUGAAUGUGAACUGAUAAAUGGAAAUCAUUACUUAAUAUUGGAUACCAACGUUAUUUUGAAUCAGAUUGAUGUUAUUGAUGAAACAGUUUUUGGUAAUGUUAUAAUUUUACACACUGUUCUUAAUGAAGUAAAACACAGAAGUUUACCAAUAUUCAAGAGACUUAUGAAUAUCAUUGACAAUCCCAGUAGGCACUUCUACGUAUUUACAAAUGACCACCAUAAGGAUACAUAUUUAGUUCAAAAUGAGAAGGAGUUGGUUAAUGAUUAUAAUGACAGAUGCAUCAGAAGAGCCUGCACUUGGUACCAAAAACAUUUGCCUUUUGAAAUAUUUGUCUUCUUAACAGAAGAUGCUGAAAACAAAAGACUAGCUAUAGAAGAUAAUAUCAAGACAUUUUCAGUUAAGGAUUAUGUACAAAACCUUAAAGACCAUCAUGUAGUGGAAGAUAAACUAGCUAAGCAUUUCACGAACUAUGCAUCUGGAAAAGAUGUUUAUCCUCCUCAUAUGGCAGUUGCUGAACUUUUGGGCAAAAUUAAGACUGGAAAAUUGUACCAAGGAACGUUUAGAGCAUCUAGGGAAAAUUAUCUUGAGGGAUAUGUGACUGUGGAUGGGUUAGAUGACCCUGUAAUUGUGCAAGGUAGAGAGGGGUUAAACAGAGCUGUAGAUGGAGAUAUUGUAGCAGUAGAAUUGUUCAAAAAAGAAGAUUGGACCUCUCCUACUGAGUUAGUUAUAGAGGAUGAGGGCCAAGUGGAAGAAAUUAUUGACGACUUGAUCGAGAAAGAAAAGGAGAUAAAAAUGGCUCAUAAAAAGAAAGAUGAAAUAAGGCCUACUGGUAAAGUAGUAGGAGUGAUAAGAAGGAAAUGGAAGCAGUAUUGUGGUAUCCUAGAAGGUGGAGUAGAAGGAGUAUAUCACCUUUUUGUGCCAUCCAACAGAAGCAUUCCCAAGAUCAGAAUAGAGACCAGACAGGCGGAAUUUUUGAAAACGCAAAAAUUGAUAGUGACAAUAGACUCUUGGCCGCAGAAUUCGAGGUAUCCUCAUGGUCAUUUUGUGAGAGCUCUAGGAAAAAUUGGCAAUCAAGACACUGAAAACGAAGUUGUUCUGUUAGAACAUGAUGUACCACACAGUCAGUUUUCUGAAGAAGUUCUAAAUUGCUUACCUAAGGUCCCUUGGAUUAUUACCGAUGAAGAUGUGAAAAAAAGGGUAGAUCUUAGAGAUAUAACCAUAUGUUCAGUAGAUCCACCAGGGUGUACAGAUAUCGACGACGCCCUUCAUUGUAGAGAUAUAGGUGAUGGAAAAUUAGAAGUUGGCGUUCAUAUAGCUGAUGUCUCUCACUUUAUUAGACCUGGAACUGCGAUUGACUUGGAAGCUGCUUCCAGAGCUACAACUGUUUAUCUCGUAAACAAGAGGAUUGACAUGGUUCCAGAACUUUUAAGUUCAAACCUAUGCUCUCUGAGAGGCGGUGAAGAAAGAUUUGCCUUCUCCUGCAUAUGGGAAAUGGACAAGGAUGCCAAUAUUUUGAGUACAAGAUUCCACAAGAGCAUAAUAAAAUCCAAACGAGCCAUGACUUACGAAGAAGCCCAGGUCACAAUCAAUGACCAGUCUAAAAAUGACGAAUUGGCCAACGGCUUGAGAGGACUGAAUAGGUUGGCUAAAAUUUUGAAGGCAAGAAGAUUGGAGAAUGGGGCUCUAGUUUUGGCGUCGCCUGAAGUUAAAAUUAUGAUGGAUUCUGAGACUAUGGAACCCCUAGAUGUGGAAGUUAAGAAGCUCUUUGAGACUAACUCGAUGGUGGAGGAGUUCAUGUUGUUGGCUAAUAUAAGUGUGGCUCAGAAAAUCUUGAAAGAUUUCCCUGAUUGUGCCAUGUUGCGAAGACAUCCUACUCCACCUAGCACUAACUUUGAUCCUUUGGUGAAAGCUGGAAAACAUCUUGGUUUCGACAUUCAGAUUGAAACAGGAAAAAGUCUCGCUGAAUCUCUGGAUAAAGCCGUCAGUACAACUAAUCCAUACUUGAACACUAUGUUGAGAAUUCUAGCCACCCGUUGCAUGCUUCAAGCAGUUUACUUCCCCAGCGGUACACUCCAAAAAGAAGAUUUCUACCAUUAUGGAUUAGCGGUUCCACUUUAUACUCAUUUCACUUCUCCAAUCAGAAGAUAUGCAGAUAUCAUUGUGCACAGAUUGCUAGCAGUCUCCUGCGGCGCAGACUCGACUUAUCCGGACUUGUUAGAUAAGCAAAAGACUAGUCAGUUGUGUCAAAAUCUGAACUAUAGAAAUAGAAUGGCACAAUAUGCAGGAAGGGCUUCCGUAGCAUUCAACACCCAUCUAUUUUUCAGAGGGAAAAUGCAAGAUGAUGAAGGUUACGUUUUGUUUGUGAGAAAAAAUGCCCUCCAGAUUCUUCUUCCAAGAUACGGCCUGGAAUGCCCAUUAUAUUUAUCGACAAAAGAUGGAAAAUCUGUAUUUACCUAUGAUGAAGAUGAACAAACUCAAAGGGCUGGUGAUGUUGUUUUUCACGCUUUUGAUCCAGUUGUGGUCAGGGUUUGUUUAGAUUCCAAAAACAUUCAACACGAGAAAUUUGUGCUUCAAUUAGUAAAACCAUAUAUUGAAGAGUUUAGUGUUCAACCUCUGAAUGAAACAGGAAAAUUAAAUACUGAAACUGAACCCUCAUUAGGAGAGAAGAGGAAAAUAGAUAGUGAAGUUAAGCAUAAAAAGAAAUUGAAGAAGAAACACAAAUAGUGGAAUUAACAUUAAUAAAAGGAUUCAUUUGAA
Molecule: messenger RNA, 2993 nt
Organism: Coccinella septempunctata (seven-spotted ladybird)
Lineage: Eukaryota; Metazoa; Arthropoda; Insecta; Coleoptera; Coccinellidae
Gene: Dis3
Product: exosome complex exonuclease RRP44
Exons: 13
Coding region: 81-2960 (959 amino acids)
Biological process (GO): rRNA catabolic process
Cellular component (GO): cytoplasmic exosome (RNase complex); nuclear exosome (RNase complex)
Molecular function (GO): endonuclease activity; RNA binding; 3'-5'-RNA exonuclease activity
Source: RefSeq, a predicted model, not a curated record